Molecule: messenger RNA, 2824 nt
Organism: Amoebophrya sp. A25
Lineage: Eukaryota; Dinophyceae; Syndiniales; Amoebophryaceae
Source: the annotation of a GenBank genome assembly
AAUCGCUCUUCUUGUUAAUCACGAGCGUCACUCAUAAUUUGACUACAGUUUCUAGAGAAGAUGGUAAAUUAUGGCUUUUUGCUUAAGCAGGUUUGAGCGAGUUAGUCAAUGGGAAUAUCCAUCAUUCACCCACUCACAGAGGGCCGCGCAUCCUACACGCGGGCACUCAUCUCCCAGUGGCCAUUCUCCAUUCGACAGUCGACAAGCAUCAUUCACCCUUGCAAAUUCAGCCAUUCCCUUUUUUCCUCCCACCCUACCACUCCUUGCUCAAAUCUUCCAUGUCCUCACUCGACACUCGGCUUACGGCGGGCAGCGGGUCGCACCAUAAGCAUAGCAUGUUUGGGGAGUCUUCAGAGCUCACGACCUCUGUCCGUCUAGUAGUCUAGUCUGGAAUGCUGGUCGGCGGGCAAAAGAAAAUAUAGGCGUUCUCUAAGUACGAUGGGGCUUCAAUGUUCAUGCUGUUCCAGUUUUCGAGAAGAAAAACUCUCGUAAAAGAAAUGGUUUCACACGAGGCUUAUCCUAUGUGCGCUCACGGCAUCAGGCACCACAUAAUUGUGAUCUGACAGCCGACCACCUCCAAUUACCCGAUGUUCCCGCCCAGCACGCCACAGCCCUUCCAUGUUCUUGGACCAUAGCUGUUUUCGUUGCAUUUUUACUACCCACUUGCAUGAUAUAGACUUAGACAAGGUUUUCCCGCUCCAUGCGGCCUUCGAUUUCAUUUAUCUAUCGAUCAAAGACGUCGAUUCCAAGCGUCGGUAAGUCACUUUUAGCUACUUCUCAUUCGAUUUGUUUUCUGUCUCGAGUCGAUUUUGAUUUCUAGAAUAUCAACUUACAGACGUUACCGUAACUUACCCUCUUGGUCUUGGAAGAAACAAGAAAAUGACAAUGAUAUCGAAUUUCGCGUCACUACUUGUACUUCCUCGCGUACCAGCACUGUCAGGAAAGUACAGCCGCUUACCAAGCUGUCGAGUGGUGAAGCCCGCGAACCGACCUUCGUUCUUUGCCUUAGUGUGCAGUCAUGCUCUGUGGUGGGUCCUCCAAUGCCAGACGAGUAGUCUAUAUUUACUUCCGGUGCGACUUCUUGGACUUCAAGAUUCUACAAGUUCUUCAGUUCCGCUACCGUUGUUUAUUGCCGCGCAACCGCUGAACUCAGCCAGAGACCUGCAUCGACACUAUCACAAGGUCUUUCGGUACGGGAACCGGAAUGCCGCGUCACACCUCUGGUCCUCCUACCUGUUCGAGAAUUUUGGACCAGGCGAAAAAAUUCGCACCUUUGACAAAUUGCAGGAACUAUUCACAGGUUUUUGUCCUAUUAGCGGCUCGCCCGUAAGUCCGAACGACUACAACCGCUACGGGCUAGUGCUACCAGUGGUGCCUGAACUAGCUGCGGAACAACGCGACGGCUUGUUUUUCAUCGAACAAGAACGACUGGGCAGCGGUGAGAAUAGAUCGGCAACUUCUUCUAGUGCUACUGAAAUUGCAUCGCACGUGGAACACCGAGGCUCCGCCGAAGAACCUGGCGCUCUAGAAAAGGGAGAUUCGACUGCAACAUCGGGUCUUAACUCUGAUACAACAGCAUCAUCUACGUCAGCCUCUUCACGCUUCGGCUUUUUGCAUUACUGUUGUUGGCCUUGUGUGUGUGACACCCAAGAUUUUUUGCGAGUUGACUCGAAAACAGUGACAUUGUCAGCUACCGAAACGCAGACCCUUUACUUCGUGGUCAUCGGGAACCCCUGCGAGCGUGAGACGCAGCUAGACAACUGGUUUUUCCAACCGUUCGAUGGCAGGCAGACGACGCUGCGUCGCGAGGCCCCUGAGGUUCGCUGCAGCAAUCACAAAGGGCAUUCCACCGCAUCGGCAUCUUCGGAUAGAAGUGGCACAGCAGCUCCAGCUGAUAGUACUCUGAUUUUAUGGCAUCGAAAUGCUGAGUGAAUCAUUGAAAAUUAGAAGAUUCACACAAAUUGAAAUUGAUUUAGUAGGAUGUUUCGUGUCAAUUACUAGGGCUGCUGCUGGUCGUUUUCCGUUGUGUGUCUAUUGUAUCAACACAACUGCUGUUCAUUCUAAUUUUCGGCGCCACAUUGUCGGACCACGGAUAUCCGAUCAUCGGCAUGUUUUUCGAUUCGACAUCUGUCUCCGGGCCAUUGCCACAGCGGUAUAUUUCUGCCCAUCCUCGCAUCGACGACGAUUUUUCGUACGUGCAGCCUGGACGACCAUCUUACACGAGUCCAGAAGAACAGCCACAUUUAGGGGGACGGACACUGCAGUACAUGAACGAAACGGAUUUCGAUCAGAUGUGCGCACAUCGAAAGGCACAAGGAUACAAUAGCGGAAUGGGCGAGAUUUUCCGAAAAGUAGCUGAAAUCAGCCCGAUUUCUCUUACGUAGUGGUCUCUCGAUAAAAAUUCUUAUAUUCCUCUCCAAAUGAGCACCCUUGUUGUUUCAGUUUUCAUUCUUCCUAGUUUUAGAAUUCUGGUUGAAAUAAACGAACAUAAUGAGCUCGUCCUGAUUAGGGAAUAGAUUUAUUAAUUGCCGACAGCUCUAAUUCGUUCCCUGGUGGUGUCAUUGCACCCCGUGACGCGAGCGCGACUAACGGGCUGGUUGGGGAACAAAAGGGUCACGCGAAAUACCGCAGUUCAACCGCAAAGCGCAAAAAGAUGACGUACAUGAAAAGUACUACAUCAGGUCUGACCGAGACUGACGAACCUGCUGGAUCCCUUGACGCAAUCGGUUCAGAAAUACUCGGGAAAUCGACCAUGACUGGGUCGAGGAUACCUGCGGUCAGCUCUGGUUUACGGGCGGAAUCUCCAUCAGCUGGAGAUCUUUAG